AUGCACUGCCUGCCGACAGGUGAGGUUCGCACAACAAUAGCACAAGGCGACCCUGACGAGUUCUCAGCUGGGCGCAAGCGGUACUACGGGAACUCUUGGCGAUGGGCGGAAAAGUGCAGUCAUGAGCAAGUUGACCAGAGGACAGAGAGCCCAUCAAUACAUGCACAGCCUAAACCGAUGCUCUCCAUGGCCAAGCCGUCUGUUCCCUAUGAGGAUAGCCGUGCUGAAGGGGCGCGCUCCAAGAUCUUGUGCUCUAUAUCGGACGACGAAUAUCUCGACGCGCGGCCCCACAAUUUGUUUGCCACAAUCAGUGCGCUCCUUAAGCUCCCUGUUUCAUCUACGACGCAUCUCGGCGGACAUUUGCGCAAGUGGAACCUCGAUAGCCAUGUGCCUCCACUGCGCCUUAUUAGCGUCGUCUGGCACUUUGCCGGCAUCUCUGAGACAAGAAUUUCAUCGGCAUGCUGGCGUAUCAAGCUGCUCGGCGUGGUUGUCGGGUACCACCACAUCGAAUUGUCUUUGCUUCUUCGUUCAAGCCCAUAUGUUCAGUCGCUUCUAGUGAUGUGCGGGCCGGGCCUCAAAGCCUCCAAGCCCGCCAAGCCCGGCCCAAAAAGCCUGGCCCGAGUCAAGCCUGGCAGCGGGCUCAAGGCCGGGCUCGGAGCGUAG
This is a messenger RNA of Phanerochaete carnosa HHB-10118-sp, 663 nucleotides long. RefSeq lists its product as uncharacterized. NCBI's taxonomy places the organism in Eukaryota, Fungi, Basidiomycota, Agaricomycetes, Polyporales, Phanerochaetaceae. Bases 1 to 663 code for a protein of 220 amino acids. The record is from RefSeq and is a predicted model, not a curated record. The transcript is spliced from 4 exons.